Messenger RNA from Fomitopsis serialis, 1710 nucleotides. RefSeq names its product amp dependent CoA ligase. The transcript is spliced from 17 exons. The coding region runs from base 1 to 1710 and encodes 569 amino acids. Gene Ontology annotation, molecular function: CoA-ligase activity. The record is from RefSeq and is a predicted model, not a curated record. Lineage: Eukaryota; Fungi; Basidiomycota; Agaricomycetes; Polyporales; Fomitopsidaceae.
AUGGCUGAGAUAUACGGUACCGGAAACCUUGCGCCCAUCCCAGAUGACCUCUCCAUCGUGCAGUUCAUGCUGGAUCACCAGCAUUCGACGCGUCCAGUGCCACCGAAUCAUCGACCCUGGUACAUUGAGGACGAGAGCGGCAGGAAAGUGGAAUAUGACGAGGUCAAAUUCCGCACGAACGCGCUGGCCAACGCCUUACAUUCAAAAUGGAAGCUUGUCUGCAUCUUCAGUCCGAACCACGUCGACUACCCAAUUGUGAUUUGGGCCGCGUUCCGCCUCGGUGCCGUCAUCACCGCUACGAACCCUUCGUACACGGCGGAGGAGCUCGUGCACUCACUGACGACGACCAAGGCAAAGCUACUCGUCGUGCAUCCCUGGAAUCUUAGCGUCGCGCUCGAGGCCGCCAAGAUCGCGAAGCUCCCCGCCGACCGGAUCGUCCUGCUGGAGUCACUUCCCGAGAAGGAGAAGGCUGCGGGAGCGCAGUUCGCGACGGUGCCGCAGCUCGUCGCUGAGGGUGCGAAGGCGAAGAAGGCGUUCACGGAAAGGAAGCUCAAGAAGGGUGAGGCGAAGACAAAGCUCGCGUUCUUGAGCUUCUCUAGCGGGACGACGGGGCUGCCGAAGGCUGUGAAAAUCCCGCAUUAUAGCGUGAUCUCGAAUGUCAUCCAGAUCGCGUCUUACUGCCAGGCGGACACCCUUCCACCCCACCAGCGGAAGAUAAGACCUGGGGAUGUCGGCAUCGCGGUUUUGCCGUUCUACCAUAUAUAUGGGAUCGUGGUCAUCAUGCACUUCGAGGCAUUCUACGGACAAACCGUAGUUGUCACGCCGAAGUUCGACUUCCUCGCGUUCCUGAACAGCAUCCAGCGUCAUCGCAUCAACUUCCUGACUGUCGUCCCGCCCAUGAUCGUCGCUCUCUGCAAGCACCCCGCCGUGAAGAAGUUCGACCUCAGCAGUCUGCACUUCGUUGCGAGCGGUGCGGCGCCGCUCUCCGCCGAGCUCACCCAGCAGCUCGCGAAGCUCUUCCCGAAGGUGCGGAUCGGCCAGGGCUACGGUAUGACCGAGACGAGCACGGUGAUCGCGUUCCCGCAGCGCGAGCAGCACGUCUGCACGCCCGGAAGCGCGGGCCGGCUGCUCCCCGGCGUUGUCAUCAAGGUCGUCCGCCCGGACGGGAGCCUUGCGCCCCGCGGCGAGACGGGCGAGUUCGUCGUCAAGAGCCCGUCAAACGCGCUCGGGUACCUCAACAACGAGAAAGCGACGAAGGAGACGUUCAGGGACGGAUGGGUCCACACUGGCGACGAGGUAUAUGUCAAUGAUGCGAACGAGCUGUUCGUCGUGGACCGUAUCAAGGAUUUGAUCAAGGUCAGGGGCUUCCAAGUCGCGCCUCCGGAGCUGGAGGGCCAUAUCCUCGAGCUCAAGGACGUGUCCGACGUCUGCAUCGUAGGCAAGCCAGACGAGUACAGUGGAGAGGUGCCCUACGCGUUCAUCGUCCCAAGCCCUGACGCGCAUGAGCGGAUCAAGAAGGACCCUGCGGAGGGAGACAAGAUCAAGGCUGCGGUCAUCAAGCAUGUGGCGGACAACAAGGUGCAUUUCAAGCGCCUCACGGGCGGCGUCGAGUUUAUCGACGUGAUUCCGCGUAACCCGAGUGGGAAGCUCCUGCGCAGGGUGCUGCGUGAUCGCUUGCGCGCCCAGCAGGCAACUAAGCCUAAGCUGUGA